This is a messenger RNA of Darwinula stevensoni, 519 nucleotides long. The record is from the annotation of a GenBank genome assembly. Lineage: Eukaryota; Metazoa; Arthropoda; Ostracoda; Podocopida; Darwinulidae.
AUGCAGUCGGCAUUUACCCAGCAAGUGCUGGAUGAUAAAGGUGCGUUGCGUCAGUCUUCCAGCGGUAAUGUGUUCUUGUCACGCCCCGGUAAAUUCCGUUGGGAAUAUGCUGCACCCGAUAAGCAUGAGAUCGUGGCGGACGGCAAGAACGUGUGGGUUUAUGACGUAGAACUCGAUCAAGUCACCGUCAAACCCAUGUCACAAGCGCUGGCGGCUGCUCCAGUAGGAAUGCUGACCCAGCAACAGCCAGUCGAUAAGCAAUUCGACGUGCAGGAAAUGGAAGCGGACGGCAGUAAUCUGGAAUGGUUUCGGUUGACGCCUAAGAAAAAGGAUUCCGAUUUCACCACAAUGGAUCUGGGCAUCAGUGCUACCGGUGUGGAAGAAAUGAUUCUGGGUGACAAGUUUGGGCAGCAAACUUACAUCAAAUUUGAAGGCUUGCGCACCGAUGUGGACAUUGAUAAAAGCCGCUUCACCUUCACACCGCCCAAAGGGGCGGAUGUGAUUGGUAAGGCUUCCUGA